UGUCAGCGGGUCAUCAGCCUCCAUCAUCCCUCCGUUACCCAGCAAAACGGAAGCGUUGAAGGCGGCGGACAGGCAACGGACGGGAAGAUAGAGGAGAGAAGCCGUUUCCCUGCCGUUGUCAGCCCUGCGUGGUUGUUCUCGGGCAGGUGGUGAAGAAAGUUCGAAUCCUAUACCUUUUUCUACUCUAGAAUCCGGUGAGAUUGAUUUGUUCAGUCUGCCUUUGGAUAUAGAUUUGAAGUUAUUCCCUACGUCAUCUGUUGCCUGCGUGAUUGUUAUUGCUUUGUUUUAAAUUUCUCAUUUUAAUUUGGCUUUGAAUCUGGUUAUUUAAUCGUUUGAAUAUUGACGCUUUUGAAUUUGGGAAUAUUUACUGAUUGAGUUUAAUUGUUUUAACUAGUGUUUGCUUGAAUGUUGUAAUUGGCUAUGAUACUUCUUCUGCCCUCUUCAUGUUGAUUACUAGCGCUUGCAUGCUUUGGAUUGUGUUGUUUUGAAAUGUUGGAUUUGUUGAGUAUUGGCAUUCUGUUUAUUAAUCUUUUCAUGUUAUCAUCAAGUUAGAAAAUUCUCAAGGUAUUUGUGAUGUACGAUAUUGUACACGACUCGGCUUGAGUUGUGUCAAAGCAUCUGGAACAAAAAUUUAAAGGGUGUUAUAUCAACUAUGCAUAUUUCAAGGAUUUUAGUGGGGGCAGUGUAAUACAGGGAAUUUGGUUCUUCCAAGAAUAAGAUAACGGCAGUGAUUGAAACUGUGUUCUCCUUCCCUCCUCUGUUCUCAUUAGCCAAUAAGAUGCCCCUGUGUCAUAGUCACGGUUGAAGACAAUGAUAAAUCUUGGUGAAGGUGAAACAAAAGUCUUAAAUUUGAUGCUUUUCUAAUUUUGGCAGCUGAGCAAAAGAAGGUGCUGUAUAACGCAUGGGUAUGCAUACUGUUUUCUGUUGUAACUCAAUUUGGUUAGCAUCCAAUCAUGGUGGUUCCCUUUUCUGUUGGUCUCUUCAAACAAGUGUUAAAUGCAAGAAAAGAUCUAACACUUUUAAUUUCUCCAUGGAUUUGAUUAAGAACAAAGGUUUUAAAGAAGUGGAUCCAGAAUGUGAUUGCAAAAUUAGGUUGUUUAGGAGUUUUGAUGGUCAUAGCCAUGGAGAGGAGAUUUCUUGUGACUUGUACAACCAGUUAAUUGUCGAAUGUUGUAAAGGAGGUGAACUUAAUGGGGCCAUGCCUCUCCUGGCUCAGAUGGAGGCUAUGGGGUAUCAACUCAAUUCUCUUUCUUAUAGCUAUCUGAUCAAAGCCCUUGGAAAUGUUGGGAGGACUUUAGAGGCUGAAAUGGUUUUCCAGGAAAUAAUCUAUUCUGGCUUUAAACCAAGAUUGAAUUUAUACAAUGUUUUGCUUAAAGGGUUUUUGAAGAAAGGUCUGUUGGGACUUGCACUACGGCUUUUACAGGGAAUGGAUGAUAUGGGCUUGAGGCCAAAUCAGGAAACUUAUGAAUACUUUUUAGAUUACUAUGUUAAUGCUGGACGGUUAGAAGAUACUUGGGCAACGAUCAAUGAGAUGAAGCAAAAUGGAUUUCAACUAAGUUCAUUUGUCUAUAGCAAGGUUGUUGGCCUCUAUCGAGACAAUGGAAUGUGGAAGAAAGCUAUAGGCGUUGUGGAAGAAAUCAGAGGCAGGGGUGUUUCUUUAGACAGGCAUAUUUAUAACAGUAUUAUUGAUACAUUUGGGAAAUAUGGUGAAUUAGAUGAAGCUUUAGAAUUGUUUGAGAAAAUGCAAAAUGAAGGUGUAAGGCCUGAUAUAAUAACAUGGAAUUCUUUGAUUAAGUGGCACUGCAAAGCUGGUGAUCUCACAGAAGCCCUUCAUUUGUUUAUGGAUAUGCAACAUCAAGGAUUAUAUCCUGAUCCAAAAAUCUUCAUUACCAUUAUUAGCUGCUUGGGGGAGCAGGGAAAAUGGGAUACGAUAAAGAAAAUUUUUGAAAGCAUGAGAUGCAGGGAAAAUAACAUAUAUGGGGCAGUUUAUGCUGUUUUGGCUGACAUUUAUGGGCAGUAUGGGAAAUUUCAGAAUGCUGAGGAGUGUAUACAGGCACUGAAAUCCGAAGGUCUUCUAGUUUCAUCAAGCAUUUUUUGUGUGUUGGCAAAUGCUUAUGCUCAGCAAGGCUUAUGUGAACAGGCAGUUAAGGUGCUGCAGAUCAUGGAAGCAGAGGGAAUAGAACCAAAUAUUGUCAUGCUCAAUAUGUUAAUCAAUGCAUUUGGUAAUGCUGGGCGAUAUAUGGAAGCAUUGUCCAUAUAUCAUCACAUAAAAGAAAGUGGUGUGAGUCCUGAUGUGGUUACAUACACUACACUUAUGAAAGCAUUUAUGAGGGCAAAGAAGUUUGAUGAGGUUCUAAAAAUUUACGAGGAAAUGGAGUUUGACGGAUGUACUCUAGACAGAAAGGCUAGACAGAUGUUACAAAGCGCAUUAAUGGUGCUUGAAGGAAGACCCACGGGUGACUAAUAAAACCUCUCGGGUUGAGAUUAAUGAGUUGUUAGAUGGGUCGGUUAAGGGUCCAUAUGGAAGUAUAGUGGCAUCCAUUGACCGUUUCAUGAUCAUUCUGGAGUUUGAACCAGUAUUGCUCAAGUGAAGUUGGACGAAACUGAAAUUUCGGUAAAUCUAGAGGGGACCGAAAGUGCAUCCCGGCCUUCCACUUAAAUCAUUUCUAGAAGCUUGACCAGGGUUUUGUAUCACGUGUUCAUGGCGCAGUCAACUUGAAGGUAGAAAGUUGAUGGGGAACGGUUAACAAUGGUUGGCAUUUUUCCCCCGCCGUUAUACAUCUUUUAGAAGGUUCUUCUCAUGGCUGAGUAUCUUAGUUGAUCGAUCCUAAUUUUAAGACUUGGGUUUAGUAGAAAAUUUAUUGAUUGCGAAUGAUUCAAUAUAGUUCUUCCUUUACCCGUGGCUGUGUUGGAAUUCCCAUGUGAAUUAAUGUGGCAUUGCACACAGAAGUGGAAGCUUGCAGCUAUCAGGAUGUAGAGGAGGCUUUUUGGUUGUAAGGAUGAAGAACCUUUCACCCUCUAUGUAUAAUAUCCAUUAAUUUUGUGCAAUUAAUUUUUGCGAAGAUGAUUUUUUU
Molecule: messenger RNA, 3074 nt
Organism: Neltuma alba
Lineage: Eukaryota; Viridiplantae; Streptophyta; Magnoliopsida; Fabales; Fabaceae
Product: pentatricopeptide repeat-containing protein At5g42310, chloroplastic
Exons: 6
Coding region: 902-2464 (520 amino acids)
Molecular function (GO): protein binding
Source: RefSeq, a predicted model, not a curated record